UUUAAUGUUAUCAUCAUCAUCAUAUUAUAAAUAUCAUCCGUGUCUUGAUCAAAUUUCCUCAUCAUCAUCAUCAUCAUCUAAUUAUCAUCAUCAUCAUUCGUACAAUGUGACUUUCUUUCUUCUUUUUUUCUAAAUUUUGUGACGUUGUGAAUUUCUCUCCUGCGUUUGUGUGACCGUCAUCGAUUUGUUUGUUUGUUCGUUUUGUUGUAUCUUAUUUCCUUUUUUGUUUAAUCGAUAAAAAAUUAAUUGAAAGAAAGAAAACAACAACAUCAACACAAACUACGUUGCAUUUGUUUUGUUUUUUAUUGGAUUUUUUCUUGAUUCUUGAUUUGUGCUAUGUCUUCGAACGAAAUUGGUCAUCAUAAUCAUCAUCAUCCACGAAAUGUCGAUUACAAUGAUCAUCAUCAUCAUCAUGAAUUGAUUGAAGAAGAUUCUUCUUCAAUCAAUAAUGAAAUUGAUUAUCAAAUUCCUGAUAUUAAAGAAUUUGAUCCAAAAAUUCGUGAUCUACUUGAUGAUUUGAAUCGUUAUUCAACAAAAAUCAAUCAAUUGGAACAAUGUUUUCAAGAAGAAAAUUCAAGAUUUCAUCGUGUUCUUAAUGAAAGUUCUAUACAAUUGAAUAAAAUAUUUAAAAAAUGUGGUGAACGAAACAUUUCUACCUCUCGACCUUAUUAUGAAGCCUUACAAAAAUUAAACGACCUUAAAAUUAAGUGCCAAACAGCAGCUUUAAAAUUUGAAAAAUUUAAUGAACUUUAUAUGAAUGCUAAACAGGCUAUUUCGGAUGCUGAAUUAAUGUUUCAUAAAAAUAUUAAAGAUGAUGGCCAUUUUGAUCAAUAUUGGCAGGAAAAGCUUAAUAUUGCUAAUUCAAAAUUUAUGGAAGCUAAAUUAAAACGUGAAGAACAUGAAUUAGAACAUUUAAGUUUAAUGGCACAAAUACGUUUACUUGAAUAUAAUUCAAAUGAUUUGAAAACAAAACAUAAAAAUUCAAUUAAACGAGCCAAGCCUUAUUUUGAUGAAGCACAUAAUAUUGAUUUAAAAUUGAAAAAAAUUCGUGAUGAUACAAAAUUAUUGGAAGAAGAAUUGGCCAAAUGUAAAAGUCAAUAUUCAACAACAUUAAAAAAUUUAGAAAAUAUUUCGGAAGAAAUUCAUGAAAAACGUGCCCAAUAUAUUGCCAAAUCAUUAAAACGGGAACCAGGUGUUGGUGCCGAAAUUAUCGAUCAAAAUUGCCUUGAAAUUGCUGAAAAUUUAUCCAAAAUUGAAUUGAAUCCUGAUGAAAAAAAUACCGCAACUGAUUUUCAUUCAUUAUCAACAACAUUAUCAUCAUCAUCAUCAUUAUCAUCUUGAUGUUUUAACAAAAAAAUAUCUGUGACCGAAACAAAACAAGCAUAAAUCUCUGAUCAUAUAUGACCCCUAUGUAUUAUGAUUAUAAACUGAAA
Messenger RNA from Dermatophagoides pteronyssinus (European house dust mite), 1433 nucleotides. Its product is annotated as SH3 domain-binding protein 5 homolog. Gene Ontology annotation, cellular component: cytoplasm. Lineage: Eukaryota; Metazoa; Arthropoda; Arachnida; Sarcoptiformes; Pyroglyphidae. Gene Ontology annotation, biological process: intracellular signal transduction. The record is from RefSeq and is a predicted model, not a curated record. Gene Ontology annotation, molecular function: protein kinase inhibitor activity.